Messenger RNA from Nerophis lumbriciformis (worm pipefish), 884 nucleotides. It is a transcript of the gene tipin, whose product is annotated as timeless interacting protein. The record is from RefSeq and is a predicted model, not a curated record. Gene Ontology annotation, molecular function: DNA binding. Gene Ontology annotation, biological process: DNA replication checkpoint signaling; DNA damage response; replication fork processing. Gene Ontology annotation, cellular component: replication fork protection complex; nucleus. NCBI's taxonomy places the organism in Eukaryota, Metazoa, Chordata, Actinopteri, Syngnathiformes, Syngnathidae.
ACGAAGACGGAAAAAGAAGUGUAGAUCGGUCCAACCAUCCUCUGCCUGGACUACACAUCAUGGUGAAAACUGCUAGAUAUGACAACUUGGAGAACGAAACAUUCUCUCCGCUUCCUCCACCUCUGUCUCCAGGCCAGGGAGGAUACCCGUUUGGAAAUGAUGAAAAAGAUGGUGAAGUGUCCCAGCUUGCUGAGGUUCCGACUGCCAAAAGAAAAGGAGUGAGGAGACCCCAGCCCAAGUUGGACUCCCACAGGCUGACGUCGGAUAAAGGACUUCCAGCACUGCGAACACUUUUUGACAAUGUCCGCUUUAAAGGAAAAGGGCAUGAGGCGGCAGAUGUGCGACUACUGGUGCAGAAGAUGGAAAACUGGGCACACAGGUUGUACCCCAAGCUUCAGUUUGAAGAUUUUAUUUACAGAGUGGAGAAGCUGGGCGCCAAGAAGGAGGUGCAGACUUGUCUCAAACGGAUACGCCUUGAUAUGCCACUGACACACGAUGAUUUUACUGGUGAAGAGGAAGCUUCUCCCGAGUCUCACAUCUUAGAAGAACCAGACCAGUUCGGCAGUCAGAGCUUCCCUAGCGACGAGCCAGGACCAAUCCACUCCACCCCGGCACCUGCUGGUCCACCGGCCCCCUCUUUGACCGAUGAGGAGCGCCAACGUAUGGAGCUGAACAGACAGCGAGCCCUGGAGAGGAAGAUAGCUCGCCAGCAGCGACUAACAGACCACCAGACAGUUGGCUCGUCACUGCAAGCAGACGACUCCUCAGUGGACGCAUCAGAGCCUUCUGUCCACUCUUCCUCAGGUCAAGACAAAGACGAGAAGCAAACUAGCAGCAGCAGCAGUUCACCCCAGCUGCUGAUUGACUUAGAGUCAACCCCCUAG